AUGGUUGAUCUCAACCAAGAGAAGCUCCCGACAAUGAUGCCGGCGGAGAAGACAGGCCCAAAAAAGGACCGCCAGGCUGAUGCACACUGGUUUGAUGUUGCAACAUUGGUAACUGCAAUAUUGUCAGUGGAAGACCUCCACAAGGACUUCUGGAAGGGACUCGGGGCAUUCGUGGAUACCCCAAACGAGAUAUGGGAAAGUGACGUGUGGCUUUGCUCGCUGCGGACAACGUCUGGAGAGCAUAUUACAUUCUCUGAUAGACUACCAGUUAUCUGCUCUGAGUUUGUGGAGUAUAACUCGAAGAAGAAAGGCGGCGUCCGAGUUUGCCGAGUUUAUAGCAUUGGAAUCGAUAAAAGAAGAGAUGCCAUCGAGAGAGGCAAGCCAGUUGUAAAGAUCCAGAUGGUCUAUUCAACAGCUGAGUUAUCACCAAAGAUCAGAAACAUUGGGUCUGAAUUGCCAGUCCCACUGACUCGCCUUGAGAAGCUCUUAUCCGAAGAUGACUUCAAGUUUGUUUUGCCCAAGGAUUUAGUCCAGCAGCUUGAUAUAACGGUAGACUACACGUUUGGGAACGGGAUUCUAGGUCAACAGAAUCAUGGCUUCAAACCACAGUCACAAAUCAGAAGGGUGUUGAACACCAUGCACGAAGAGAUACGGCCGGCUGCACAAUCCCACCCACAUGUGGCGGAGCUUGAACUGAAGGCCUACGGGUGA
Molecule: messenger RNA, 711 nt
Organism: Pseudogymnoascus destructans
Lineage: Eukaryota; Fungi; Ascomycota; Leotiomycetes; Thelebolales; Thelebolaceae
Exons: 1
Coding region: 1-711 (236 amino acids)
Source: RefSeq, a predicted model, not a curated record